This is a messenger RNA of Paramacrobiotus metropolitanus, 461 nucleotides long. RefSeq lists its product as uncharacterized. The record is from RefSeq and is a predicted model, not a curated record. NCBI's taxonomy places the organism in Eukaryota, Metazoa, Tardigrada, Eutardigrada, Parachela, Macrobiotidae. Bases 66 to 407 code for a protein of 113 amino acids. The transcript is spliced from 3 exons.
CUGAUCCUCUCAUUUUCGAACCAUUCGCAGCGUUUGCCAAGGGUACUCCAAAGACGGCGGAUGUCAUGGCGUGUGCCGUGGAAAGCGACGGAGUGUACAAGGACCGGAAUAUUCUGUUUAGCGUCCCGUUCUUUACCCAGAACGCCACACAAAUAGCCAGCCUAAAUAAAGCCCUAACACCCAAAGGAGUUAACACUUGGUCCAUCACUCCGCAGCUGCAGUCCAUAAAGCAAAAUCUAGACCAGUAUACGUCAGAAUCGGACAUGAUCAGCUCCGCUUCAUCCGACAUCUGGGAUGCGGGGGCGACAGGGGACGCAUGCGCAUUGACAUUGGACAUUGAGAAACUAUCCCCGAAAUCGGCACUGGACGAUGCAUCAUCCACGACGAGGUGGUGCAUCUCUCUGUAGUGGAUUGCACCACGACGAGGCGGUGCAUUCCACUAGAGUCGUCUACCUCGGCUG